AUGCUCACCUCAAGACUGUUCCUGAUCUGCGCCUCGAUUGUUUCAUUUUGCAUUGAAACCUCUCAGGCUACCUGCAAUGUCACCCACGUAGGAGAUACUGAAAAUCUCCUUCUGCGAGGAACCAUAUUGACUAGUAACGGUGCGCUAUGCGAUAGUCAUGUUCUGGUCGAGUCUGGAAAAAUUACAUAUGUUGGUUCAGGUCAUGACUUGGGGUGUAUGCUUGGUCAAAAGAAUGUGACCGUGGUGGAUUGCAUCGGCUCAGUCAUCUCUCCAGGAUUCAUCAACACACAUGAGCACAUAGGCUACUCAACUAUCACACCCCUCAAGGACAUUGGAGAACGAACCAACCAGCGCCACGACUGGCGCGUCGGCGCUCGAAAUUUUACAAGACGACCGGCUCCAGUAAAUGGCAGCGAAUAUGAUGCCACGAAAUGGGGUGAGCUACGACACAUAUUUUCUGGCACCACAUCCAUUGUCGGUGGGGAAAUGGUUCCAGGUCUUGCACGAAACCUAGACUUUGCUUCUGGACUUGAGGAUGGUCUUUUUGCUCCAACGGCAACAUUCGAUGUCUUUCCACUAAACGAUGCCAGUGGAAUUCAGAGACUUGGAAACUGCGAUUACGGCGCCGCUGCGAUUACUCAGGAUGAAGCUGGGAGAUUGUACAGAUAUCUUGCUCACGUUGGCGAAGGUGUUGACGCUGUGGCGGAAAAUGAAUUUCAGUGUCUUUCGAAUUCGACCUUUGAUGUUACCCCGCUUACGGAUGGUGGUGGGUUGAGCACCGAUAUCAUUGCUCCAAACCUAGCGUUGAUACAUGCCUCUUCUCUCACCAAUGAAGACUUUGAUCUUGUCGCCGCAAGAGGGGCAAUGGUUGUAUGGUCACCACGGAGUAAUGUUUUCUUGUACGGAAAAACGCUCAAUGUUACCUAUCUUCUCGACGCCGGAAUUACAGUUGCGCUCGGAACAGAUUGGUUGCCUUCCGGAUCUGCAACUAUGGGUAGAGAAGCAGUCUGUGGUCGUGAUGUGACCCAAAAAGACUACGAUAUCGGUAUCGCUCCUCAGGACAUCUGGGAAAUGAUGACUAUAAACGCAGCGAAGGUGGCUGGUUUUGAGCAUCAACUUGGUUCUUUAGAUGUCGGCAAAUUAGCUGAUAUUGUUGUGUUUUCUGGCGAUGUUCAGCAGGGGGACGCUUUCGCGCAGGCUGUGUACGCACCCUCAGACAAUCUGCAGCUGGUUUUAAGAGGAGGAAAGAUUCUAGUUGCAGGCGAGGGAUUGGACAUUCUUGCAACUGAGGGCUGUGAAGCUGUUUUAUGGGGAAGCGUCACGAAGUCUAUCUGUGUUACGGACGCCGUAAACUCGACAUUUGCGGAGUUCGAAGCGGUUCUUGGUGGGGUGUAUCCUGCAAUUUUACCAGGGAUACCGGAUGGAGAGCCGACUUGUGUAUCUACUCGAUAG
Glarea lozoyensis ATCC 20868 is the source of this 1452-nucleotide messenger RNA. Its product is annotated as Metallo-dependent hydrolase. Gene Ontology annotation, molecular function: hydrolase activity, acting on carbon-nitrogen (but not peptide) bonds. The transcript has a single exon. Bases 1 to 1452 code for a protein of 483 amino acids. The record is from RefSeq and is a predicted model, not a curated record. NCBI's taxonomy places the organism in Eukaryota, Fungi, Ascomycota, Leotiomycetes, Helotiales, Helotiaceae.